Molecule: messenger RNA, 1885 nt
Organism: Falco peregrinus (peregrine falcon)
Lineage: Eukaryota; Metazoa; Chordata; Aves; Falconiformes; Falconidae
Gene: XKRX
Product: XK related X-linked
Exons: 3
Coding region: 192-1496 (434 amino acids)
Cellular component (GO): membrane
Source: RefSeq, a predicted model, not a curated record
ACGGCUGGGCACGGCUCGGCGGGGCCGGGCCGGCGCUGCCCGUCGGGGCGCCGUGCGGCGGGGGAGCCCCGCUCCGCCCCGCGCCGCCCGCCCCGCCCCGCAGCCGGCUCUUCUCUCCGCUGCAGCCGGGAUGGAGCCGCGGCGGGGCUGAGCGGCCGGGCCGGGCCGCGCCGGGCCGGGCCGGGGCCGGGAUGGACGGGCCGAGCGGGGGCUGCCCGCUGGCCGCCCCCGCCGCCCCGUCGCGGGCGAAGCUGCCGCUCGGCAUCGUCUUCUCGACGGCGCUCUUCUGCGGGGAGGGGGCGGCGGCCGCCGUCCUCUGCCUCUCCUACGACCACUCCGACGACCGCUUCUGGCUGGCGCUCACCAUCUUCUUCGUGCUCUGCCCCUCCGUCCUGGUGCAGCUCACGCUCAUCUUCGUGCACCGCGACCUCAGCCGCGACCGCCCCCUCGUCCUGCUCAUGCACCUGCUCCAGCUCGGGCCCCUCAUCAGGUGCGUGGAGGCCCUGGUGGUGUACUGCCGGUCGGGGAUGGAGGAGGAACCCUAUGUGACCAUCACCCGUAAGCGGCGGCUGCGGAAAGGCUACGAGGUGGAGAUGGAGCAGGAGGUGGGCCACUCGGUGCGCCGGCUGGCCACACACCGCAACGCCUUCAAGCGCAUGGCGGUCAUCCAGGCUUUCCUGGGCUCCACCCCGCAGCUUACCCUCCAGCUCUACAUCAGCGUCUUGGAGAAGUAUGUCCCUGUCACCCGAGCCAUCCUCAUGGGCAUCUGCCUGGUGUCGGUCACCUACGGAGCGCUUGUCUGCAACAUCCUGGCCAUCCAGGUCAAGUAUGAUGACUACAAGGUCCAGCUGCGGCCACUGGCCUUCCUUUGCAUUGUGGUGUGGCGCAGCCUGGAGAUCUCCACCCGCGUGGCUGUUCUCGUGCUCUUCAGCACCGUCUUCAAGCACUGGAUCAUCCCCAUCGCUCUGGCCAACCUGCUGGUGGUCUUCUUCUUGCCCUGGGUGCAGUUCUGGCGAAGCGGCACCCGCCUGCCUGACAACAUCGAGAAGAACUUCAGCCGUGUGGGCACGGUGGUCGUGCUUUGCGCCUUCACCCUCCUCUACGCCAGCAUCAACAUGUUCUGCUGGUCGGCCGUGCAGCUCAAGCUGGCCGACCGGGACCUCAUUGACAAGUCGCAGAACUGGGGCCGCCUGGCCACGUACUACAUGGUCCGGCUGGCAGAGAACACAGCACUCGUCGUCCUCUGGUACUUCUUCAAGACAGAUGUCUAUGAGAACAUCUGCACACCACUGCUGGUGGUGCAGCUGCUCCUCGGCUACUGCCUGGGAAUCUACUUCAUGCUCCUUUUCUUCCAGUACCUCCACCCCUGCCGCCAGCUAUUCCGGCACAAUGUUGCCGACUUCCUGCACUGUGUCUGCUGCCGCCGGCAGCUGCCGGGGACCCCUCUGCGCCUCCAGGCACCCUGUGAGCCCGGCGUGAGGCACAGCAUCGUCUGAGGCUUGGUCAGCGCCCGGCUUCUCCAGCUGGCUAUGGACAGGGGACAGACAGCCCUGGGCUGCGCUGGCAGCCAGAGGGGACCUGUGGCACAAGCCACGCCAGAGGCAAGCACUGCCUGGCCCUGCAGUGGCAGAGGGUCCCAGUGUGGCCCUGCAGUGGCAGGGGGACAGGAGCAUGCCUGCCUGCCUGGGACUAUGCACAUGGACACAACGGGCUUAUGGGGUGCGGAAACUGCCUGCUGCUGCAAGCCAGCUGCCAUGCGAUGCACAUCCCCUGGGGUGCCCCGACCCCCCCAGCCUGCCCGCUAUGGUACAUACAGGGACCUUGGGGCCACGGGUGCCAGUGGGACUGUUUUAAGCAGUAAAAAAAACUUUGCUGUGGCUGUGAA